Messenger RNA from Zootermopsis nevadensis, 2508 nucleotides. RefSeq names its product dynein axonemal light chain 4. Gene Ontology annotation, cellular component: dynein complex. NCBI's taxonomy places the organism in Eukaryota, Metazoa, Arthropoda, Insecta, Blattodea, Termopsidae. The record is from RefSeq and is a predicted model, not a curated record. Gene Ontology annotation, biological process: microtubule-based process.
ACGUGCGUUGCCAACAUUUGACAUUGACUUACCAAUAUGAAUGUUGGUAUUUGUGCAUUUAACGUCAAGCUCAAGGUACAGCGGUCUGUGGUAGUAGAAGUAGAAUUACUCUGCAUUGAUUUUUGGUAAAAUGACGGAUUUAGAAGGCAAGAGAGAUGAAACAGAGACUGCGAAAAAAAUUGUCCAUACUUAUCCUUUAAUACGGAAUUCUGACAUGGUGGAAGAAAUGAAAGGAGAAGUAAUGGAACUGGUUGUCACAGCAUGUGAAAAACAUUCAACGAACAAUGAAAUGGCUGCUCGUAUGAUAAAGGAAACAAUGGAUAAGAAGUUUGGUCCAUCAUGGCACACUGUUGUGGGAGAAGGGUUUGGUUUUGAGAUUUCAUAUGAAUGUAACAAUUUGCUGUACAUGUUCUUUGGUGGAAACCUUGCUGUCUGCAUAUGGAAAUGUUCAUAGUUCCAUCUUCCCCUUAAAGCAGUUUACACUGUGAUGUAUAAACAUCAUGGUUUAAAUCGUUUUGGUACAAUGUGCUUUCAUUCAUGACAAACAGAUAGUAUUAAAUAACGCCAAAUAUAUUUACUUUUAAAAGCUUAAAAAUGUCAGGUGCAGUGCUCGUUGUGACGAAUUUUUGUAGUAUUUUUUGACAUUUGUUGUGUGAUUAUGUAGUCUAUCAGUAUUUGCAUUGUUACCAGUUUUGAGUUGAAAUUUUAUUUGUUCUAUAUUUCAUGUAACAUUUAAUUUAAUUUAUUGAUUGUUUAGCAUAGUUAUUGUAUAUAUUUGUUGAAAAUUAUUUAUUUUAUUUGGACCUUUUUUUAGUGGUUCUGUUGACGGUGGAAGGUGUAGUUCAGAACAGUUUACAAUUUCUGAUACUAGCAGUGAAAGUUUUAUCAGUAUCUAUUUUGAUGAUCUCCCCUCCCCACCCCUAUAUUUAUAAUUAUAUUUCUUACACAAUAGAAUUUGUUUCAGAGGAGCCGGUUUUGAUGUUUAUGUUAAUAUUUUAGUGACGUACUACUCAUUCAUAAAAUGUUGCUAAUAUUUAACAUUUAUUAUGACCUGCAAUUCAGGUUACAAAAAUUGGCCCACAGUUGUGGAAAUGGUAUAAGAAACAAGGCGUCUAAUGAAGAAUGAUAUGAAUAUAAUUUAUACAGCAGGGAUAAUAAUAAUACAUCAUUUAGUGUUAUGUAAGUUAGUAAACUUUAGAUUUUAGUGCCACUGCUUGGGAAAGUUCACAAACAUCGGCCAUCUGUACACCUGCAGAUGCUUAAGUGCCCUCGAGGGGUUUUGGUGUGUCCAUGGUAAUUGUAGAACAUUCAAAAGGAAUUUAAUGUGUUUAAUUUUUUAUUUGUGUGACUGUCACAGUCUCAUAUUUCUUUGAGGUACUUGGUAUAGCAAAUGCAAGAACACAGUCAUAGUCAAAAUACUUCACUUUGCAUUUUUUUUAAAAUUAAAUUCACAUGGUGCAUACUAUAAAUUUAUAAGCUCCUCAGAGUUGCCCCUCUCCCAAAAAAAGGUUGGUGAUCCCCAGCUUAGUAGCUGUGUAACGUCUAGUCAUCUCAUACUUUUUAUGUAUUAUAUUUUAAAAUUUGAAGCUUAAAUAUUUAUCAUAAAUCUAUACAAAAUGUUUCAAAAGAACAUGAACGCAUUCACAUAUUUCUCUUUAAUUCCAGGUUAAGCUUGUAUGCCAAAUAGUGGUGGCUAAAAUAACUAAUACACCUUUUUGAUUGGAAAAACAAAUGGAUCUGACAAAUGUUUUGUCUAGAAUUGUGAUGAUAAUCAUCAUUCUUACUUUCAUAAUUUGAUAUUUUUAAAUGUAGUUUGUUAUGUGUAUCAUAGUAUAUGAAGGUAGUUGUUUAUACUGUGGUAAUCAAAACUGUGUAUCUCAUGUAGGAUUUGAGGUUAUGGUGAUGAGUAUAAAAAAUGGCUGCCCUGCAUGAUUACAUGGCAUUACAGCCCAGAAGACAGCCAUCUUCAUUGUGUAUCUCACACAUGAAUCCAAAUGAGUUGUCUAUAUCAGGUAUCAUAAUUUAUCAAAAUUAUUUACAUUGAAUUUGGUGGAAACAAUGCUGUUCAGUGUUGAUUAUGGUAUUCUGGACUGCAGUGCUCUGAAUUCUUAUAUGUGGUUACCAUUGUUCCUUAGAAACAUAGGCAACUAUUUACAAGACUACACAUCAUUACAACCCAGAUGACCACAGCUGACAUAACCUGCAUGAAGAACUGAAAUUUCACACUCUUGGAUUUCAGACCAUUUCUGUGUUGCGUGUUGAAACAUUCUGUAUUAUUCUGUCUUGUCUCCUCUCUCUUUAUUUUUAAUUUUUAUAUACAUUGAUCUUUUCCAGGUCAGUAGGUUAUGUAAGGUUCAGUUACAUAUGAAACUACCUGCAAUAUUAUGGAGUAUACCAGAAGUAAAGUAUAUUUUGUGAUGUGUCACAUUUUGUGAGUGGAAUGCAGCUCUUUCUGGGUAAAAUAUAUUUGUAUCAAGUAGUAAACAGAAAAGCUUUUAUAUAAUACUC